Messenger RNA from Striga hermonthica, 1635 nucleotides. NCBI's taxonomy places the organism in Eukaryota, Viridiplantae, Streptophyta, Magnoliopsida, Lamiales, Orobanchaceae. The record is from the annotation of a GenBank genome assembly.
AUGGGAACGCUUCAAACAUGGAGAAAAGCAUACGGCGCUCUCAAGGACCAUACUCAAGUCGGGCUUGCCCAUGUCAACUCCGAUUUCAAGGAUGUUGAUGUAGCGAUCGUGAAGGCUACGAAUCAUGUGGAGCAUCCACCCAAAGAAAGACAACUCAGAAAAAUUAUGGUUGCCGCAUCGUCUAUGCGCCCCCGGGCUGACGUUGCAUACUGUGUACAUGCACUUUCAAGACGACUAGCAAAGACUCAUAAUUGGACGGUUGCGUUGAAGACAUUAAUAGUGAUUCAUAGGACACUAAGAGAAGGUGAUCCUGUGUUUAAGGAGGAACUCCUGAAUUUCCAACAGAGGGGCCGUGUACUUCAGAUGUCUAAUUUCAAGGAUGAUUCAAGCCCUAUUGCUUGGGAUUGCUCUGCAUGGGUAAGAACGUAUGGGCUCUUUCUGGAAGAACGUUUAGAAUGCUUCAGGAUACUUAAGUAUGACAUUGAAGCAGAACGUCUUCCUCACCCUGCACAAGGACAAGAUAAGGGUUACAGUAGAACAAGGGACUUGGACAGUGAAGACCUUUUAGAACAGUUGCCUGCUUUGCAGCAGCUUCUGUAUCGUCUUAUUGGGUGUCGGCCUGAAGGGGCAGCUGUGGGCAAUUACAUAAUCCAGUAUGCCCUUGCCCUGGUGCUUAAAGAGAGCUUUAAAAUAUAUUGCGCCAUAAAUGAUGGGAUUAUCAAUCUUAUUGAUAAGUUUUUUGAGAUGCCAAGACACGAAGCCAUAAAGGCCCUAGACAUCUAUAAAAGAGCUGGGCAGCAGGCCGCAAGCCUUUCUGAUUUCUACGAAGUUUGCAAAGGACUUGAACUUGCUAGAAAUUUCCAGUUCCCUGUCUUAAGAGAGCCUCCUCAGUCUUUUCUAGUGACCAUGGAAGAGUAUAUAAAAGAAGCUCCCAGGAUGGUUCCCGUUCCGAGUGUGGCCUUGGAAUAUCCGGAAAGGCUGAUGCUGACAUAUAGGCAAGAGGAUGCUCCACCUGUUGAAGAAGAACAGCCACAGCCACAGGCACCACUACCACCACCGCCACCGCCUUCUGAUGAAGUUGCAACCUCGACUGCUGAAGCGGCUGCUCCCCCACCUCCAGCAAUCAAUGCGGACACAGAUGAUCUAUUGGGGUUGAGUUCCACUUCAAUAGAUGCAUCUGUCAUUGAAGAAAGCAACACAUUGGCAUUAGCCAUAGUUGCAUCCGACACUACACAAGUCGGCUCUAAUUCUCCCCAAGCACAAGAUUUUGAUCCGACUGGAUGGGAACUUGCCCUGGUCACCACUCCCAGCACCAACUCAUCAUCAUCAGUUCCCGAGAGGCAAUUGGCUGGUGGACUGGAUUUGCUUACGCUCGAAAGUUUGUACGAAGAUGGCGUGUAUAGAGCAUCCCAGCAACCAGUAUAUGGAGCUGCAGCUCCUAACCCGUUUGAAGCCAAUGACCCAUUUUCCGUACAAAUGGGUAAUAAUAACCCAUUUGGGCCAUUUCAGCCUGCUGCUUCGCAUCUACAGACCCAACCUCAAAACCCUUUUGGCGAUCCAACAGGAUUUGGUGCUUUCCCCACUGCUGCUCACCCACAAACCACAAAUCCUUUCGGAAGCACCGGACUUAUAUGA